AUGAGAGAUGAGAAGUAUCCGACACAACCCCCGCAGCAGUCACAAUUGCAUCAGCCAUUGGUAUCACAUCUUCAAAACGCUACUACUACCAAGUUCCCUGAGAUACCACUGCCAACAUUUUCGGGAAAUGCAAAAGAUUGGCCUAGUUUUAGCGACACAUUUACGAGGAUAAUUCACCAAAAUCCAGAGUUGAAUUCUAUUCAGCGGUUUCAUUAUCUUCGAACAGCGGUGCAAGUUGACCAACAUAGAGAUAUUUUGGAAUUGCCACUUUCGGAAGCGAACUACCCAAUCGCUUGGGACAUGCUUAAAGAAAGGUAUGACAACCCACGGAUAGUCUUCGCGGAACGAGUAGAAGAGUUUAUUGCAAUUCUAUUCAUGGCAAAGGAAAACUCAACCGAAAUGAGGCAUUUACAAACUAUGUUAAAGGGCUGCGCAACAGAUUUUCUUCGCCUCAAUGUUACUCAUAUCAACGAUCUACUCACUCAUUUUGCGGUAAAGAAAUGUGCUCCGGAGACGCUGGAAGCUUGGGAGCACUAUUUAGCGUCUAAAACAACGGUACCCCCGUACUCAGAUUUCGAUACGUUUUUUAGCAACCGCUUGAUCAGUGUAACGAACAUCGAGAGAAGCAGACAAAUAGUACAACAAACUUGUCCCCAAGAAAACGUGAAGACGAAACAUUCCACGGACCUCAAACCCAAAUCGGUACAGUCAAAACCUCAUUUGCAACGCAAGUACUACCAUGUUUCCACAUCCACGUCAUCAACUAAAGAAAGGUGUUUCAUACCAGAAUGCAAAGGACCACAUCACAUUAGAUCCUGCCCGGACUCUCUAACGCGUGAUUGUUUUGCUAAGGAAACAGUCGCCGAUCAACUUCGUCUGUGCAUAAACUGUCUAGGUAACACUCACUUCGUAUCAAAGUGUCCAAGUAAAGCAAACUGCAAAACCUGUGGUAAACGCCAUCACACUUUACCACAUUUCACCUUCAGCGGUAUUUCAGCAGCGGCUAGACAAGCAGAGCCUCUGUCAACAUCGUCAGCGCAAGCAUUAUCUACAUUCGAAGCAUCACAAGUUCGAACAUACACUGCUAGCUUCUUACCAGAGAGAACAACGCAGUAG
Rhagoletis zephyria (snowberry fruit fly) is the source of this 1116-nucleotide messenger RNA. RefSeq lists its product as uncharacterized. NCBI's taxonomy places the organism in Eukaryota, Metazoa, Arthropoda, Insecta, Diptera, Tephritidae. The record is from RefSeq and is a predicted model, not a curated record.